CUCCAUAUAAAUUUUCCUCCCAAAAUUUUCUUUCCUCCCCACAUUUUUUAAUAGCUUAAGUAAGUGCUUGUGAAACCGUAACGCCGGUCAACCAAACCUCAUAUGAAAAUUCAAGUCGGUAUAGAUUUUUAUCAAUUCAAAACGAUUGAACCACGUUUAAACCAUAUUUUAAAUACAAAAUAGCCUACCAUUGACUUAUGCACAAAUUUACAACCUCGGAUUUUCCGAUCCUGCGCGAAAACAAAAGCAAUUGGGCCAGAAACUCUGUUUUGUCUCAAUGCCAUGGGCCCAAGCUUGCGAUGAGGUGUGGGCGUAGUCUGUUAUUCCUAGUCGCAAAGCGGAAGCAGGCCCAAUGCACAGCCCAUUUGUUGGCAAUCCUCUGAAUAUUACAACAAAAUUAGCCUAGCAUCUUCCCCAGCAGGAGAAAAAACCGCGGCGACCGCUGAACAGCCGGCGACGAAGGCAGAGUAUUCACCUCCCACUCUCCGAUCGGCCAACGACUGAACUCAAAGAAGAAUCAAUUUUGAGACUCCCAGGUGAUUCGGCCAACUCGUUUGUCAAUCUUAAACCCUAAAUGUCAGAUUCCUCAAUGUUCAGAAUCCGAAUUCAAUCCAUUCCAAUCGCUGGUUGCAUAGGGUUUCCUGUUUCUUGCUUUUUCAGGGUUUUCUUCCUAAAUGUGUUUCCGCGAAUUGAUAUCAGUUUCCCGGAGCUUAAAUUUCUUGGUGGGUCUUUUUCACCACAGACGACAAUCUCGGAAACAAUGUUCCAUUUCACCUCGAGGCUUUGCAGAGGUUUGAAUCUGAAGGAGCUAGUCACUAGUGCCCCUGUCUAUGAAACCUUCACUGAUGGGUCCGCCGGCGGCGGCCUGAACGUGAUGUUCCGUCGAUGGGCUACAAAGAAAACAGCUGGAUCCACGAAGAACGGACGGGACUCCAAGCCCAAGAACCUGGGAGUUAAGAAAUUCGGUGGGGAGAGGGUGAUUCCAGGGAACAUCAUAGUUCGUCAGCGAGGGACACGAUUUCAUCCUGGAAAUUACGUUGGAAUCGGAAGAGAUCACACUCUGUUUGCAUUGAAGGAAGGAAAUGUCAAGUUCGAGACUCACAAGCUCAGUGGCCGGAAAUGGGUUCACAUUGUCCCUAAAGAAGGCUAUGAUCUCCACCCGGUUUACGCCGACGGAAGCUCUGCUUCCUCGGAGAUGGCGAUGAAGACCUCCUCUUGAAAACUUUCAAAAGGAAUCGGUCUGGUGUUAUCAAUAACCCUCUUUGUACUUCUUUGUUCGUCUCUUUCAUGUACUUUGGAUUUGUCAAGAGGGAAAGGACAGAUUUUGUAGAACAAAUACACAUUUUGAUUUCAAUACUUGCAAGCUAUGCAUUAGGAAAAAAUGAUCAAUUACAGUGGUGGGAGGUGGAAAGAAUUUGCAGCCUGUUUCUGAAAAACCAUAAACAAGCUUUUAAAAAAUCUAAAGAAUCUCG
This is a messenger RNA of Linum trigynum, 1472 nucleotides long. Lineage: Eukaryota; Viridiplantae; Streptophyta; Magnoliopsida; Malpighiales; Linaceae. The record is from the annotation of a GenBank genome assembly.